Echinostoma caproni is the source of this 702-nucleotide messenger RNA. NCBI's taxonomy places the organism in Eukaryota, Metazoa, Platyhelminthes, Trematoda, Plagiorchiida, Echinostomatidae. The record is from the annotation of a GenBank genome assembly.
AUGCACUGUUCGAGGUUUUUUUCGGGAAACUAUUAUUACGCUCUCCUCUUCCUCGCCGCUCUCAUUCUGUAUACUCAACGCGAUCAGCUACUGGCCACUUGUGAGAACCCAUCCGCGGACAUGUUCGGUUUACUGGGUCGAAUUCACAAAGAACGAUUUGUGGAAUCGAAAUUUACCGAUCAGGAGGCGUUGACCGCCGCGAUCGAGAGCUAUCGGAACGGAUUCCAAGCCGACCCGAACGAAUACAUGGGUGUGAAUUUGGCCAAUUUACUCGUUUGUACAGGACAAGAGUUAAGCUCCAGUCAGGAAUUGAACCGAAUCUGCAACGUGCUGAAUUUACGGAUCGGUCGGAAGGGGGAUAUCUCCAAAUUGACAGACUACUGGGAUGUGGCUACGUUUUUCGAGGUUCGAGUGCUUUUGGAAGAGUACACAAGUGCGGUUCGCGCGGUCGAACGGAUCUACGCGAUGGAUCCGCCUAUAUGGCAAUUGGCAUCGACAUUGCGGAACAUUCGCUUGAUCAAUCAGUUCCGGAAACCGGCGCAUGACAAAGUCAAAUUAACCCCUGCACGUCGGUUGUUCGAUUUCUGGAUGGAAUUCCUUUCGGACGUAGUCACUGAAUCCGGACAGUCAUUACAGAAUUCAACCAACGGAAUUAUUUCGUCCGCUGAACUGACGGGCAAUGGAAGUGAGUGCAGCCGGUGA